Molecule: messenger RNA, 2944 nt
Organism: Equus quagga
Lineage: Eukaryota; Metazoa; Chordata; Mammalia; Perissodactyla; Equidae
Gene: ARSK
Product: arylsulfatase family member K
Exons: 9
Coding region: 136-1815 (559 amino acids)
Source: RefSeq, a predicted model, not a curated record
CUGCGGGUGAAGUUCUAUGAAGAAACCAAACUGCGAACUUGGCGAUCUCCGUCCGCCCCUUCCCUGUAGGGAGUUCCUGGAGGAAAGAGGCGGGCCCAACGCCUAGCUGCCGGGCAGUCAGAACCUCUCCCCACGAUGCUGCUGCUGUGGGUGUUGGUGAUGGCAGCCUCGGCGCUGGCGGUCCUAGCUCCAGGGGCAGGUGGGCAGAGGCGGGGAGCAGCUCACGCUUGGCCCGAUGCGCCUAACGUGGUGCUGGUUGUGAGCGACUCUUUCGAUGGAAGGCUAACAUUUUAUCCAGGAAGUCAGGUAGUGAAACUUCCUUUUAUCGACUUCAUGAAAGCACAUGGCACUUCCUUUCUGAAUGCCUACACAAACUCUCCAAUCUGUUGCCCAUCGCGCGCAGCUAAUGUUAUUAUCCACAUUUUGCAGAUGAAAACUGAAGUACAGAAAGCAAUGUGGAGUGGUCUCUUCACUCACUUAACAGAAUCUUGGAAUAACUUUAAGGGCCUAGAUCCAAAUUAUACAACAUGGAUGGAUGUCAUGGAGAAGCAUGGCUACCGAACACAAAAAUUUGGAAAACUGGACUAUACUUCAGGACAUCACUCUGUUAGCAAUCGUGUGGAAGCAUGGACAAGAGAUGUUGCUUUCUUACUCAGACAAGAAGGCAGGCCUAUGGUUAAUCUUUUCCCUAAAAAGACGAAAGUAAGAGUUAUGGAAAAGGACUGGAGGAAUACAGACAGAGCAGUAAAUUGGUUAAGAAAGGAAGCAAUUAAUUACACUCAACCAUUUGUUCUGUACUUGGGAUUAAAUUUACCACACCCUUACCCUUCACCAUCUUCAGGAGAAAAUUUUGGAGCUUCAACAUUUCGCACAUCUCUUUAUUGGCUUAAAAAAGUAUCUUAUGAUGCCAUCAAAAUCCCAAAGUGGUUGCCUCUGUCAGAAAUGCACCCUAUAGAUUAUUAUUCUUCUUAUACAAAAAACUGCACUGGGAAGUUUACAGAAAAAGAAAUUAAAAAUAUUAGAGCAUUUUAUUAUGCUAUGUGUGCUGAGACAGAUGCCAUGCUUGGUGAAAUUAUUCUGGCUCUUCGUCAGUUAGAUCUUCUUCAGAAAACUAUUGUCAUAUACACCUCAGACCAUGGAGAGCUGGCCAUGGAACAUCGUCAGUUUUAUAAAAUGAGUAUGUAUGAGGCUAGCGCCCAUGUUCCGCUCUUGAUAAUGGGACCAGGAAUUCAGGCCAACCUACAAGUAUCAAAUGUGGUUUCUCUUGUGGAUAUUUACCCUACUAUGCUUGAUAUUGCUGGAAUUCCUCUGCCUCAGAACCUGAGUGGAUACUCUUUGUUGCCGUUAUCAUCAGAAACACUUAAGGAUGAAGAUAAAUUCAAAAACCUACAUCCGCCCUGGAUUCUGAGUGAAUUCCAUGGCUGCAAUGUGAAUGCUUCCACCUACAUGCUUCGCACUAACCAGUGGAAAUAUGUAGCCUACUCUGACGGUGCUUCAGAAUUGCCUCAACUCUUUGAUCUUUCCUCAGAUCCAGAUGAACUAACAAAUAUUGCUACAAAAUUUCCAGAAAUUACCUUUUCUUUGGAUCAGAAGCUUCGUUCCAUUAUAAAUUACCCUAAAGUUUCUGCUUCUGUCCACCAGUACAAUAAAGAGCAGUUUAUCAAGUGGAAACAAAGUGUAGGGCAAAACUAUUCAAAUGUGAUAGCAAACCUUCGGUGGCAUCAGGAUUGGCUGAAAGAGCCGAGGAAGUACGAAAGCGCCAUCGACCAGUGGCUUAAAACCCACACCAAUCCAAAAAACAGUGAACAAAAAUAAGAAAAUAAUGUUUUAGAGCUACAUGGAAAUACACAAAAAGAUCAUGAUUAGUUAUAUAUUUUAAAUGUUAGUUUUAAUAAUCACUGAUUUUAGUUACUUUUAAAGAAUGUAUGCUAUUUUAAAACAAAAUACAUUAUAGAAGUAUGUAUUUUCAAAAAUGAUUACUAUCAAGACCUCACUCUUACCAGCUUCUAACAACUUAGAAGUAUUAAAAGGAUGGAAGCAAAUAAUAUAAUAUAAUGUUAUGUUCCUCUGAAUAAUAUGGAAUACAGAAUAUUUUAACAAUUAUUGAUUAUUACUUAUGAACUAUAAAAUAAUUAUUUGUGAGUAUUUGACUGUGUUUGAUGAGUUAUUUGUAUUUGAUGGGACAUAGACCAUUUGGAUGUAGUAAUGGGAGUAUGUGGAGUAUCCGAUGGGACACAGACCCUGGAUAUGGCUGACUUUAUUACUGUUUUUUCAACUAUGUAAUAUAUGCACAAGGUACAAGCAUCAAAAGGUACUUACUAAAGGGUUAACAGUGAGCAUGAUGUCUCCCUCCUUUCACAGUCCCCCAGCCACCUGGCUCCCCUUUCCUGGAGACAACUACUGUAACCACGUUCCUGUGUAUCCUUUUAGAGACAGACCAUCCACCUACAAACAAACUUUAUAUAUAGUUUUUCCCUACACACAAAUGGUAGCAUCCUAUACAUAAUGUUCUGCAUCUUGCUGUUUUUUUCCCCACUUAACAAGAGAUACAUAGAAGUGAAAUUGCUGGAGUAAGAAUAUAUCCAGCAAAAUUAUACCAAAUUACCCCUAAAGAAGUUAUACCAAUUUAUACUCUCACCAGCCAUGCAUGUACUCACAUCUUUUGCCAAACUGAUAAAAAAUAUUUUAUUUUCAUUUUCAUUAUUAUGAAUAGAUCAUCUUUUCAUAUGUUUCAUAGUUAUUGGAAUUUCCUUUACUGUGACCCUUCCUAUGCCUAUUUUUCUGUUGGUUAUUGUUUUUUUUAUUAUAGGCAUAAUUUACAUAUUAGUUCUUUGUAACAGAAGCUGCAAAUUUUUUUUAUUUUCUUUUUUUUUAAGAUUUUAUUUUUCCUUUUUCUCCCCAAACCCUCCAGUACAUAGUUGUGUAUUUUUAGUUGUGAGUCCUU